AUGCCCGCCUCCAAGCUCGUCACUGUCUAUGGCGCCACUGGCGUCCAAGGUGGUAGCGUCGUCAGCUCUCUGCUCCAGAACAAGACGGGAGACUUCUCUGUUCGCGCCAUCUCCCGCAACCCAGAGUCCGACAAGGCCAAGGGCCUUGCCAGCCGAGGUGUUGAGGUUGUCAAGGGUGAUGGCUUCUCCAAAGAGCAGAUGCUGGAGGCCUUCAAGGGGAGCUGGGCCGCCUUUGUGAACACGAACUCUACCGAUCCGAACCUCAACCAGCCCGAUGGCCUGACGGAGAGUGGACUCGGCAAGAUCAUCGUUGACGCUGCAUUCGAGGCCGGUGUCCAGCAUCUCCUCUAUAGCGGCCUGGCUUCCGCCAGCGCGGCCACCAACGGUGUCAUUCCCUGCCGCGACUUUGAAGAGAAAUACGCCAUUGGGGAGUAUGCCAAGACCAAGGGAUUCAAGAGCGUUGUCAUCAUCAGCAUGGGUUGGUACAUGGAGAACCAUAUUAUUGAGGAGAACGCCGAUCUGAUGGGCGGCUUUCCGUUCCACCCUGACGCCGAGGGAUACCUCACGCUCCAGAUGCCCGGCUGGGGUGGCGACGGCAACGUGCCUUGGAUUGCCGUGGACGAGGACUACGGCGACAUUGCCCAUGGCGUGUUGCUCGACCCGGAGGCUUACAAUGGCCGCUUGGUCCAGACAAUGAGCCAGCUCGCCAAGCCCGGGGCCCUGGUCGACGAAUUUGCCAAUGUGACGGGCAAAAAGGCGCGGUUCGUCGCCGUGGACGACUGGAAGAAGUUUGAGACCUAUGGCAGCCCCGAUCUCGAGUCGAUCAAGAACAUGUUUGGCUUCCUCGAGCUUUCUGGCGGAAAGUACUACGGCGAGGCCUAUGACCUGGAGCCAGCCAAGAAGCUCAAGGCCAAGGCCGCGGCCGCCAAGGGUCGGGCGGAGGGUGAGCGCGGACUGACGACCUUGAAUCAGUUUGUCCGCAAGCACUUUUCUUCGUAG
Messenger RNA from Purpureocillium lilacinum, 999 nucleotides. RefSeq lists its product as uncharacterized. Lineage: Eukaryota; Fungi; Ascomycota; Sordariomycetes; Hypocreales; Ophiocordycipitaceae. Gene Ontology annotation, cellular component: nucleus. The record is from RefSeq and is a predicted model, not a curated record.